Molecule: messenger RNA, 2106 nt
Organism: Effrenium voratum
Lineage: Eukaryota; Dinophyceae; Suessiales; Symbiodiniaceae
Source: the annotation of a GenBank genome assembly
AUGCGCAUCCCAAACAAGCGCGCCACGCGCAUCCAGAACGACACCGGGCACCGCGUGCGCGGCGUGUGCGGCCUUUGUGGCCUCACGCGGUGCGCAGGCGAUCCGCACACGUGCGCGGACUGCACGACGGGCAGAGGGGCGCCCAGUGAGAGUGGUGGUGGAGCAGACGGCGAGACAAGAUUUGCCAGGCACCGGCAGGGCAGAUGCUGCAGCGUCGAAUGGAUGGACAAAGUCAUGGAGGACAAGGCGACAGAGGUGCUUUUCAGUGGUGUGGAGCGCACUGAGAAGGAAGGUGAUGUCGUUUAUCUCUUCUUUCCUUCCAUGGACAUCGGCCCCUUCACUUCACAGGUGCGCAUGACCUGCAAGAUCCGGCAAUCGCCUUGCCGAGCAGAAAUCCAGGUUCUUGGCAUCAACCCUGGCCUUUUGAACAAUGACACGGGCGUCAUCGAGUACCAGAAGGAUUUCGAAGAGCUGUUGGAAGCAAAAACAGAGAUCGUACUACGAUGGCAAGGAGAUUCAUCCGGUCUGCGCCUUCAUCAGCAGGCACUUCAGCGCUUCAAGUACUACAUGCCGAAUUGGUUUCCAGUCCCUGAUGCCGUGACUGAAGCUGUGAUGAGGACCUUUAUUGGAGAAGCCAUCCGUGGCGGCCAUGAGGAGGUGGCGCUGCUUGCAGCAGGCUUUGGCCGGCGCACGGCCUAUGGCUUGCAGGGUUCUGCUCUACAAGCUGAGCGAUUUCUUUUCUUCUUCCUGGGGUCUUCCUGGGCGCUGGUUCUUUCCAUCAUAGUGCUCAUUUGCCUGCCGGAGAAGGACCCUUUUACCUUCUCAAAGAACUACUUUCUCACCAGCUUUCCUGUGUUCCGCGUUUGUUUGAGCGCCGUCCUGGUAAUUCUGGGCAUGGCAGCUGUCGCGCGGGUUUGCGAGGACAACUUCAUCAAUCAUUUUUUUAUCCUGGGCAUCGACCCGCGAUGCCGCGUGAGCCCAAACUAUUUGUUCACCUGGGCGAUGUUGCUGAGCUCCGCCUGGAUAUUGAUCUUUGCCAUGUACGUCGUGGACUACAAGUGGAUGGUCAUCCUGGUUUGGUCAUCAUCCACGCACUUGGAGCGCACUUCUUGGCAUUACGUUCUAUACCCAGUUGCACUCUUAGGAAUUACCAUCACGUUGCUUUUGCGGCCCUCUUCGAUCUGCAGAAUCAGGUACAAGAUGCAGCUCCUGGGGGGCCUGGGCCGCACCUGCCUGGCUCCCUUCUACGCGGUGCACUUUGGAGACAACAUGAUUGGUGAUGUGCUCACCAGCCUGGCUCGACCACUGCGGGACGUGCCAGCGGCCAUCUGCUACCUGAGUUCGCACCACCCACAGACCCCGGACUCCAUUGAGCGGUUCCUAAAGCAGAGCAACACCUGCCCCACCUGGGAGCAUAUGGUGUUGUCGCCGAUUAUUGCGGGCUUGCCUUCGUUCUUUCGCCUACUCCAAUGUGCCAGGCGAUACUAUGAUACUCGCCAAAGACGCCACUUGCUAAACAUGGGCAAGUAUGCCGCGAGCUUGCUGGUGGUCGCUGUGAGCCGCUUAGCUUACCCCACCUGGGUGGUGAUUGUGGUGUCGGCAUUUGCUACGUUCUACGCAGCCUGGUGGGAUGUCCGCAUGGACUGGGGCCUCGGCUGUCAGGAGCUGAGCCUCUUUGGGCGUGCGGCUCGCAGUGGUUCGCAGCUGCGGCUUAGCCCCAGCGAGUGCGACCUUCAGGAGCCCCCGUCUCCCGGGACCACCUACCUGGGGCGCUCUACACACGCCUCUCCAUCCAAGAACUAUCACCGGCACUUUGCUCCCAGGACCUACUGCAUUGCGGUGCUGGGGGACGUUACCUUGCGCCUCACCUGGGUUAUAACGCUUAUGCCCAUCACGCUCCUCGGGACAGAUGUGGUUGUUCGAGAGGUCCUCCACAUGUUCAUGACGGUGGCCGAAAUCUUUCGACGAACCUUUUGGGCCAUUCUCCGCAUUGAGUACGAGCAGGUGGCCAAUGCUAGCGGAUAUCGAGCGCUGCUGUGGGUACCAAUGAAGGUUGGCCAACGUGCCGAUCAGAGAGGGCGAAUCUCACGAGACCUGAUCGUUUAA